ACUGAUCCAGAUUUUCUUGUAAUCAGCACAUACUCACAGUCAUGGCGGACGCACUAAAAGCGGAAGGCAACAAACUCUUUGCCGAGAAGAAGUUCACCGAGUCCAUCGAGAAGUUCUCACAAGCUAUCGAGCUUGACCCUUCGAAUCACGUCCUAUACUCGAAUCGCUCUGGCGCAUAUGCCUCAUUAAAGGACUGGGACAAGGCUCUGGCAGACGCGUCGAAGACAACUGAGCUGAAGCCCGACUGGGCCAAAGGAUGGGGUCGCAAGGGAACUGCGCUACACGGCGAGGGCGAUCUAGUCGGAGCAACAGAGGCCUUCGAGGAGGCCCUCAAACUUGACCCGAACAAUGCACAGGCCAAGUCUGGACUCGAUGCUGUAAAGCGCGCAGUGGAGGCCGAGGCGCGAGCUGAUGGACUGGGUGGAGAUCCUUCCGCAGGACUCGGUGGCAUGUUCAACGACCCGAACAUGAUCCAGAAACUCGCCAACAACCCCAAGACGGCGUCGUACCUCGCAGACCCUGACUUCAUGAACAAGCUCCAGCAGCUCAAGUCCAACCCGAAUGCUGUUGGCUCGUACAUGCAAGACCCGCGCUUCUUGCAGGUCAUGAGCGUAAUGUUGGGUAUCGACAUGCAGUUUGGCGGGCCUGGAGGAGCCGGGGAACAGGGCGGUGCUGCAUCGCGGGACGUUGAGGAGGAUGUUGAGAUGCCGGAUGCACGGCCUGCUCCGGAACAGCCCAAGAAGGCUCCCGAGCCAGAACCGGAGCCAGAACCGGAGGAGACCGAGGAAGACAAGGCUGCCAAGGAGGCAAAGAUCAAAGCCGAUGAGCUGAAGAAGAAGGGUACCGAGUUCUACAAGAAGCGACAAUUUGACGAGGCCAUCGAGAAUUACACUUCAGCAUGGGAGACACACAAGGAUAUUGCAUACAAGACCAACGAAGGAGCUGCAAGGUUCGAAAAAGGUGACUAUGAAGGCUGCAUCAAGGCUUGCCAGGAAGCUGUCGAUUAUGGCCGCGAAGUCUACGCAGACUUCAAGAUCGUUGCGAAAGCAUUUGCACGCAUUGGUACCGCCUACGAGAAGCUCGGCGACCUCGCCAACGCCAUUCUCUUCUACCAGAAAGCCCAGACCGAACACCGCACACCCGAAGUCCUCGCCAAGCUACGAGCAGCAGAAAAAGCAAAGAUCAUAAAGGAGAGAGAAUCGUAUAUCAGCCCAGAGGAAGCAGAGAAGGCUCGUGAACUAGGCAAUGCGAAGUUCAAGGAGUCAGACUGGCCUGCUGCGGUUGAAGCAUACUCUGAAAUGAUCAAGCGUGCACCAGACGAUCCUCGAGGAUACUCAAACCGUGCCGCCUGUUUCAUCAAGCUUCUUGAGUUCCCUUCCGCCGUUCAAGACUGCGAUGAAGCCAUCAAACGCGACCCCGACUUCAUCCGAGCGUAUCUGCGAAAAGCCCAGGCGUAUUUCACCAUGCGCGAAUACAGCAAGUGUGCUGAUGUAUGCGCAGAAGCUGCUGCGCAUGACAAGGAUGGCAAGAACGCGAGGGAGAUUCAACAACAGGAGACUAAGGCUCUUCAAGCACAGUAUGCCGCGCGCGAGGGCGAGACGGAGCAGCAGACCAUGGAGCGCAUCCAGCGGGAUCCGGAGAUUGUCAGCAUCCUACAAGACCCGAUCAUGAACAGCAUCCUCCAACAGGCCAAGGAGGAUCCAGCGGCGCUCCAGGAGCAUCUCAAGAACCCAGACAUCCGCUCUAAGGUGCAGAAGCUCGUGCACGCAGGUGUCAUCCGCAUGGGUCGAUAG
Parastagonospora nodorum SN15 is the source of this 1793-nucleotide messenger RNA. RefSeq lists its product as hypothetical. The record is from RefSeq and is a predicted model, not a curated record. The transcript is spliced from 5 exons. The coding region runs from base 42 to 1793 and encodes 583 amino acids. NCBI's taxonomy places the organism in Eukaryota, Fungi, Ascomycota, Dothideomycetes, Pleosporales, Phaeosphaeriaceae. Gene Ontology annotation, molecular function: Hsp90 protein binding.